AUGGCGGGGCGCGUUUCCCUUGAUUCGGGGGCUCAGAACCGAGUGUUCAUUGAUUUAACGGAUGAGACUGGACCAAACGAUUCAGAGGUGCGAAAGAAAUUGGAACAGGGCAAGCUUCCAUUUGUGACAGCUUUAGCCUAUCGGGCACCAACCGUGCCACUGAAAAGGAAAAGCGUGGAUAUAUUCGAGGAUGUCUCUGAUUCGUCAAGUGAUGCCCACAAUGCACAGCGCCCGCGCCUGUCGCAUGCUCACCCCGACCCAUCUACGCCUAGUCCCGCCCCAAGUCUAAAGCUACCCCAAAUCAGUGUUGUGAUCCCAUCGCCGACAGCAAAGCAAAAGCGCGAUAUUGCAAUUGCGCAAUGCAUCUCCAAAGUGAAUGGAAUGGAUGCAACCAUUUUUCCGACAACUGAUGAAGAGGACAGAGUCAACAAAGCCGCAUACCCUACUACCAAGGGUCGUGUUGACCGUCGUUCUGUGCCAUUGUCAUUCAAAUCAACCUCAGUUCUCAACGUACCAUCACCCACAAACCACCUUGCAAAGCUCCGUCACACUCUCGACGAGAAGCUCAAGCGCAUCAAUGGGCCGACGGUCAUUCCGACUAUUGAUUCCCCGAAGCGACUUGCUAAACUAGCGGAUAACUUUGAGUUCGUCAACGGUUAUCAGUACCGUGAGGGUGUUGAACGGAUCCCCGAUGAGUCGGAUUUUAACAUCGGAUGUGCAUGCCCUGCUACUGGCGGCUGCGACCGUUUCACAUGCGAUUGCCUAAGUAAGGAAGAGGAUUCUGAGGAUCGAAUCGUCCCUUACGAGAUCUGUGAAAACAACCCUAAAUUGAUCGUCGCAAAUAAGAGUUUUCUUCAGCGUAAGGCGAUCAUCUACGAAUGCAACUCUCGUUGUGGCUGCAGCGGGAAAAGAUGCUGGAACCAUGUGGUUCAGAAAGGGAGGACUGUUCGACUAGAAAUCUUUGAUACUGGGUCUCGUGGCUUCGGCCUUCGGUCCCCCGACUUGAUUCACCGUGGCCAAUUUAUUGAUCUUUACCUCGGUGAGGUGAUUACCAAGGCCGAAGCCGACGAGCGUGAAAACCUAACAGAUGGUUCACACACGCAAUCAUACCUCUUCUCUUUGGAUUGGUAUGUCAAGGACGACGACGAUGAAGAACAGAACAUGAAAGUCAUCGACGGCCGCAAGUUUGGUUCGGCAACUCGGUUCAUGAACCACUCUUGCAAUCCAAACUGCAAGAUCGUCCCUGUCUGCACGACUAACCACGCCGAUGAAUAUCUGUAUAACCUCGCUUUCUUCGCCUACCGGGACAUUGCCCCUGGCACUGAAUUGACGUUCGACUAUAACCAGGGCGAGGAAAAAACAACGCCUCAGAAGAUUGACCCUGAAGCCGUCCAGUGCCUGUGUGGUGAAGCGAAGUGCCGUGGGCAGCUGUGGCCAAAUAAGCGUAAGGGCCAAGGAUCGAAGCCUUAA
Penicillium robsamsonii is the source of this 1470-nucleotide messenger RNA. RefSeq lists its product as uncharacterized. Gene Ontology annotation, cellular component: nucleus. The transcript has 3 exons. Gene Ontology annotation, molecular function: zinc ion binding; protein binding; histone methyltransferase activity. The coding region runs from base 1 to 1470 and encodes 489 amino acids. The record is from RefSeq and is a predicted model, not a curated record. Lineage: Eukaryota; Fungi; Ascomycota; Eurotiomycetes; Eurotiales; Aspergillaceae.